AUGUAUCCUGAGUCUCCCGAUGGUGGUGGCAUGUCGCCAUGUCCACGUUUGGGUCACAGUUAUACCAUGGUUGGCGACAAGAUCUUUCUAUUUGGUGGAUUGGCAAAUGAAUCGGAUGAUCCAAAAAAUAAUAUACCCAAAUACCUGAACGAUCUGUAUAUACUAGACACCCGUGGCGUUCACAGUCACAAUGGAAAGUGGAUAGUUCCAAAAACCUUUGGCGAUAGUCCCCCACCCAGGGAGUCACACACUGGUAUAGCCUUUACAAGCAAAGCGAACGGUAACUUGAAUCUAUUGAUUUAUGGCGGUAUGAGCGGCUGCCGUUUGGGAGAUUUGUGGUUAUUGGAAACAGAGUCCAUGACUUGGGCAAAGCCGCGAACUCUGGGACAAGCACCAUUACCACGUUCUCUGCAUAGCUCAACAAUGAUUGCAAACAAAAUGUAUGUGUUUGGAGGCUGGGUUCCAUUGGUGAUAAAUGAAUCCAAGUCAACGACAGAGCGAGAAUGGAAGUGUACAAACACUUUGGCUGUUCUAGAUUUGGAGAUGGGUAAAGGGGGAUGGGGAGGAAAGCUCGGAACUCCGGGAGCAGGGCAAAACGAUCGAGGACGAGGAAUGGAACUAGAAGGAUCCGGAAUGGAAAGCCAGAAGACGCACCCGCCGGAGACGCACUAG
Molecule: messenger RNA, 672 nt
Organism: Drosophila kikkawai
Lineage: Eukaryota; Metazoa; Arthropoda; Insecta; Diptera; Drosophilidae
Source: RefSeq, a predicted model, not a curated record